AUGGGCGUCAGCGCCCUUGUGCCUUUCAACAGAUACAUGGCCCGCCAGCGUUGGGUAACGGUGGGGCUACUCCUCUCCAUCGCCCUGUAUAGCAGCCUCAGGAAAUGGCAGAGUAGCCAGGAGCCCCGCCUCGUCCCCGCCACCCUGACCGACGGCACCUUCACCUUCCGCCUCGACCGGAGCGCCUACGAUGCCGCCUUCCCCCACCUGCAGCGCUACACCUGCCGAGAAGAGAUCGCCCCGGAGGGCUUGUGCCAGGGCCCCGCCGGCGCACCGCUGCUGCUCCUGGCGGUCAAGUCCCACCCGGCCUCAGGCGGCAGGAGGGCCGCCCUGCGCCGCACCUGGGCCCGGCCCAGAGAAAUGGGGGGCUUUCAGCUGCGGCCCAUCUUCCUGAUGGCCACGGCCUCCGACCACAGACACGCCAGGCUGGUGCAGCUGGAGAGCGACACCUUCGGGGACGUCCUGAUGUGGGACUUCGUGGAGUCCCCUCACAACCUGUCCCUCAAGGACCGCUGCUUCCUCCAGUGGCUCCACGGACGCUGCCCGCAAGCGGCCUACGUCUUCAAAGGGGAUGACAGCAUUUUUGUGAACCUGAAGGGGCUGACCGAAUACCUCGCCCAGACCCCCAACGCCUCCCGCUUCAUCCACGGCACCAUCCUGUACCAUUCAGUCGUACAGAGAGUUGGGAAGUACAUGGUGCCUCAGACCCUCUACCCUUUCCAGCACUACCCCAACUUUGCCGCUGGAGGGGUCAUCCUGCCUGGCAAAUUCAUCGCGGCCCUCUACAAUGCGUCCCUGCAGCUCCCUGUCUUCCCCCUCGAUGACGUGUAUUUGGGGUUCUUGGCUUUGGCAGCUGGACUUCCCCAUCGGCACUUCGGGCACGUCCAGCUGUGGGGGCCUGCGAACACUGAGCUCACAGGUAGUCCUUGA
Molecule: messenger RNA, 930 nt
Organism: Elgaria multicarinata webbii
Lineage: Eukaryota; Metazoa; Chordata; Lepidosauria; Squamata; Anguidae
Product: N-acetyllactosaminide beta-1,3-N-acetylglucosaminyltransferase 3-like
Exons: 3
Coding region: 1-930 (309 amino acids)
Cellular component (GO): Golgi membrane
Molecular function (GO): UDP-glycosyltransferase activity; hexosyltransferase activity
Source: RefSeq, a predicted model, not a curated record